Messenger RNA from Hermetia illucens (black soldier fly), 6543 nucleotides. RefSeq names its product adenylate cyclase type 6. The record is from RefSeq and is a predicted model, not a curated record. Gene Ontology annotation, molecular function: adenylate cyclase activity. Gene Ontology annotation, cellular component: plasma membrane. Bases 890 to 5734 code for a protein of 1614 amino acids. NCBI's taxonomy places the organism in Eukaryota, Metazoa, Arthropoda, Insecta, Diptera, Stratiomyidae. Gene Ontology annotation, biological process: adenylate cyclase-activating G protein-coupled receptor signaling pathway; intracellular signal transduction; cAMP biosynthetic process. The transcript is spliced from 31 exons.
UCGUGUUCUAAGCUUAUCGCAGCUUAUCUCAUAACGGUCCAGCAAAGAUACAUUCACCUGCUCCUUCUCUGUGCUCUGGAUUUAGAUGCAGUGAUGUGAAAUAUGUGCUAAUCGAGUACUCAGAUACAGGUGUUCUACAGAUACGUGGCAAAUACUUAGAAGUGUGCAGCUGAUAUAAUAUGUAACGGCGGAGAUACACAAGUAUCUUUUUUCGUUGAGCACCUAUUCCAUCUCAGCGUCGUUAUCGAGUGGUAUCGGUGAAUCGUGGUGGCAUUCGUAAGUUUCGUGUGCUAGGGCUGCAAAAAGUGCAGGUUGUAAAUAAGAUGAAAUAUGAAUGAGGACCGGGAUGCACCCGUAGCGCCUCUCGGUAGCGGCUUUUCGCGAAGCGCAGUAGAGUGGUGAAAAGUGAAAAUUGCAUCCGACCGGAAACCGAUUCAGUGCAGUGCAGUACGGUGCAGUGGUUUCAUUUUGCAGUGUCCGUUCGUUUGUUGAUAAGAAAUUUCAACGUUGAUUGCUAGUGGAUUGCCCGUGGGAGCGAGUGGUCUUCUCCCCUCCGCCCAGCUUUCCAUGUACUCUUGGGCUUCCUACCGGGCCUGAUCAGAUGUUUGAUCCCACGGCGACGGCAGCGAUAACGACAAGUUGUCCGGUAGUCAAUUUUAGAGGGAACAGAGUACAAUGCAAGCGCACAUAAUGGAACUCAUACAAUACAUUCUAAAUUAACUCAUCAAUCUCUACUUUUCUCUUCUGUUUUUCUUGUUUACAAAAAUUACACCAAAUUAAGAUAGAAAGGACAGAGGACGAAAAACGUGGAUACCGGGCUCGAUAUUUAGCAAGAAUCGCCUCGUCAAGGAACGUGAAUGAUUUACACUUCUGAUUUGUUCUUCAUAGUAUGGCAUCAUCAUCAACAUCACCAAUGUUUCGAUCAUUCUCAGCCGAAAGCCAGAAGAAGGUGUGGAGUAAGCGGUUAUCCCUGCGUGGAAGCCGACGAUCAAAAGAGGAAAGCAAUACGUUGAAAAGAACCAAAUUCACAAGACGUUCAGCAUCUUUACGGCAAUCACGUUCGCCACAAGUAUCACUUGAACUGCAAGUGCAACCGCUCCCGAAUCCACCCCCGUCAACUCAACCAGCAACACCGAAGAAAUCAAAUUGGGAGGUCAUCGAGCAUUUCAACCCAUCGAAGGGUGGUCGAAGUUCUGUGAGCAGCAGCUUGAUAGCGGUUGGCGUCACACGUUGUAAUGUAGAUGAUUCAAUAGAUUCGACACAUUCAGGUUCAACGUGUAAUAGCCCAAUGAUUCAACAACGAGAUGUUCAGCAACCUUUAUUACAGGGAAAUGAGGAUCCUCGAAGCAACGAGAAUCACUUAAAUCCAAAUAGUCCGACAAUAUCAUUUUGGUUUCGUCUAAACAAGGUUAUAAUAAGGCUGUGCAGUACACAUCAAUUUAAGAACCUCCAGGUGGAGAUGUUGUACCAAAGAUAUUUCCUUCGAAUGAAUCAAAGCAAUACCACCCACAUAUUGGCUUUACUGUUGGUUUUAGUUUUGGCAUUAGGAACUGUACAUAUAGCCUUCAAUACGAUCAAUAUCCAACGAAAUUUUUCAAAUUUAUCUAAGGGAAAUAGUACUGUCGUUUUUCAUGGAAACGCAUUCAGAAAUAUUAGUCAAAUGGAAAAUACCACGAUAAUGUUGUCGAGUAUGAGGCGAACAAAUUUUACCGAGCUUCCAUGGUCGACUCCGUCAAGUUUUCCAUUAAUGGGGACCACCGAUAACGAACAUCAACAACCUCCCUUACAUGUAUCUCAUCGAAAUCACAUGGUUUCACAUCCGAAGGAGAAUAAUCCCAAUUACGUUUCAGUGCGUCAGAAAAGAAAAUUCCGAAGGAUAUUCAAACAUCGCUUGAAAAAACGAUCUCGAAAUCGUAGACACGUGGAAGAUAAAAUACAAGCGGACAUCACAACCGCUGACCCAUCACAACAGCGGAUAUUCAUAGUCCUUGGUACAACUGAAAAGGAGGACGCAAUCGUUGAUACUAAGGACAUUCACAACAAAUCUACAAUGCUAGCAACAAAUUUCGAGGAUGAGAACGAUUUCGUGAUAUCAGUCAGUGGAAUUGUGCUCCUAGUAAUCCUGGGAAUCUGUGCAACUGUCUACACGUUUCUACUGAUUGUGCUGUCCAAGCCAGCGAUGAAUGAAAUUUUCCUCGUUUUGGUGUCAUAUUUUAUUAUUGGAACCUUUCUGGCUGUCGAAAUUUCCAUUGCAUACGCAACUGUACCAAGCAAAGCCUUAAAUGGAAGUGGUUGCACACUUAUAUUUGUAUAUAUCACUUACAUCAUGCUUCCCGUUCGAUUACGUGAGGCAAUGAUUGGCGGAACAAUUUUGUCGGUGGCCCAUAUUUACUUUGCUCUCUACGCCGUCGAUACAAUUCGCUACGAACAGACAUGGUGUUCAAUUUUGGCCUUGCUUUGCACCAAUUUAGCCGGAAUUUUCACACACUGGCCCAAAGAGAAAGCACAGCGGAAAGCAUUCAUCGAAACACGACAAUGCAUCGAGGCUCGGUUGAAAACGCAACGUGAAAACCAACAGCAGGAACGUCUAUUAUUGUCUGUCCUGCCGCGCCACGUCGCCAUGGAAAUGAAGGACGAUAUUGCUGGACAACCACGUGAGGCUCAAUUUCAUAAAAUUUAUAUUCAGCGACAUGACAAUGUGAGCAUUCUCUUCGCCGACAUUUGUGGCUUUACUAGUCUUUCAGACCAAUGCACUGCAGAGGAACUAGUCCGUCUUUUAAACGAAUUAUUCGCCAGAUUCGACCGAUUAGCUGCCGAACACCAUUGCCUUCGCAUAAAACUCCUGGGCGACUGCUAUUACUGCGUCUCCGGGCUACCAGAACCACGACCCGACCAUGCCCACUGUGCCGUCGAAAUGGGCUUGGACAUGAUAGAUGCUAUCGCACUCGUACGUGAAGUUAUGGCCGUCAAUGUCAAUAUGCGAGUAGGGAUCCACACAGGACGUGUGCAUUGCGGUGUCCUGGGGCUUGUUAAAUGGCAAUUCGAUGUAUGGUCGAAUGAUGUUACGCUAGCUAACCAUAUGGAAAGUGGUGGAAUUCCUGGGCGUGUACAUAUUACAAAGGAAACACUGAAGUGCUUGGACGGCGACUAUGAAGUUGAAGAGGGGCGUGGUUAUGAACGAAAUUCAUAUUUGAAGGAUAAUCAAAUUGAAACUUAUUUAAUUGUACCUGGUGACACGUAUAGAGCUCAUAAAAAGACUCGCAACACGCUUGCAAUAAAUGGGAAUAUUUCAAAGGAGCUGAGGAUGAUGGGACAUGGAACACAGAAAAAUGCUUCCAAACUUGGUUUCACCGAUGCUACUGAAUCGACAAAAGACCCUGAGGACGAAGUCAACGACUACCUUAUGCGAGCGAUUGAUGCUCGAAGCAUAGAUCAUUUACGUGCCGAACAUUGUAAAUCCGUUUUGUUAUCAUUCAAGGAUGCAUCACUAGAACAUAAAUAUGCGAGGGAGCGGGAUAGGAUGCUAACCCUUUAUUUUUACUGUAGUUUCCUAAUAUUAAUUGGAAUGGUUUCUAUGCGCCUAAUAGUGUUUAAGCAGAGUCUUUAUAAUUACGCCACUAGCGGUAUAGCAAUUGUUGUCCUACUACUUUUGAUAUUCUUAAUCGCAGCCUAUGAACACAAUAUUAAGCUUCCUAUUGGUGCUAAACGAUUCGCUGGACGAAUUCAUAGCAAUAGACUUUUAUCGCAAUGUUUCUGUUUCUUUGCUGUAAUAUUAAUAAAUUCACCAGCAGGUGUUUCAAUAAUCUUAGCUCUUUAUGGGAGUAAUUGUUUAGAUAAUAAUAUCUUAGAUGAAGCACAGUGUGAUUACUACGUUAUCUUCAAUACUUUUCUACUAUUAACGCUUUUGUCGAUGAUGGUCUGUGCGAUCUAUCAGGUGCUUCGCAUAAUGUUUAAGUUAGUUCUUCUAUUCGCGAUAGGACUUAUCUAUGUAUCUGGAUCAAUUUACCUGUACACAUCGAGAGAACAUAAAUUUAUAUUCGGAGAGGGAAACGGCGAGGCGCUCCUCGCAUACACUGUCGACUUAAUACUAGUUGUUGUAUUCAUGGUGGCACUAAUUUUCCAUAGUCAUCAAACGGAAGCAACAUUCCGUCUGGAUUUCAUCUGGAAGCUGCAGGCAACAGAGGAGAAAGAGGAUAUGGAGCACUUACAGGCAUAUAACCGGAAACUACUCGAAAACAUUUUGCCGGUUCAUGUUGCUGAGCACUUCCUGAGUAGAGAUAAAAAUAUCGAUGAUCUAUACCAUGAACAAUGUGAUAGUGUUUGUAUAAUGUUUGCGUCGAUACCCAACUUUUCUGAGUUUUAUGUGGAACUGGAAGCAAACAAUGAAGGAGUAGAGUGUUUGCGAUUGUUGAACGAGAUCAUAGCAGAUUUUGAUGAGCUUCUGAAUGAGCCUCGAUUUCGCUACAUCGAAAAAAUAAAAAGUACUGGAGCAACGUAUAUGGCCGCGUCCGGCCUUACAGCUAAUACCUGUGAUAUGGUCGAUUUUCGACACGUUACUUCGUUAGCCGAAUAUGCGCUGCAGCUAUUCGAAAAAAUCGAUGAAGUCAAUAAACAUUCAUUUAAUAAUUUUCGAAUGAGAAUAGGUAUCAACAUCGGACCAGUAGUUGCCGGGGUAAUUGGCGCAAGAAAACCUCAAUAUGAUAUAUGGGGUAAUGCGGUAAAUGUAGCAAGCAGAAUGGACUCCACUGGUGUUCUGGAUCACAUACAGGUUACACAAGAAAUGUACCAAAUUCUCGAAUGUAGAGGUUUUGAAUUAUCCUGCCGUGGCAGUGUUAAUGUCAAAGGCAAAGGUACGAUGGUGACUUAUUUUCUCAAAGGGAAACUACCAGAGCCGCCCCAAAAGCCGUCUCAUCAAAACACUCCCACCUCUGCACCGCCAUCAAAAAACUUUCUCCAAAAUCAGCAGAGUACAAACUCCGAGGAUGUGUCUCAGGAUUUAGACAUCAACUCGAAUGCGAGUAAUCCAACAGCCCAGCGGCGUAAAUCCUUAUGUCGACAACAUAACAUUUCCUCAUCAUUUGGAACUACCUUCAGUGCUUGCAUGACACCUAGUCUAUCAAACAGUAGCAGCUUGCAUACCUCAAGCUGCCAAACUGUUCCGAGUGUCAAAGCUCAAAGCGGUUUCGAUCAUGAGUCCUCCGAAUUUAGUUCUGCAUCGAAAAAGCCCACCACAGAUACUAUGUCGAAAUCGUUUCCUGGCAAUGUUUGUCCAAAAAACCCUCUCACCGAAAUCAAGCAAAGUUUAGCGAACGAACGAUGCGGGUUGAAGGACUCCAUUGAAAACUUAGAAAUAUUACUGAAGAACGAUAUAAGUCUGUCCGAUCUAACUAACAAACAACAGAUAACUCUGAGGCAGAAUGAAAUUAAGCACUAUGAAAUUAAGCAUGUUAAACUCGAAUUGAACACAAAUUCCAAUACGCAAUUUUACAAUCAUGUUGGCAGCAAAUCGAAGUCAAUUGAAACCAUUUUGAAUGACUCGGACAAGGAAGAAUGCACGGUCACUUUGCUGAAGGAGAAUCUUAAAAGUCCUAUUAAAAAUUCUCAAUCGAUGUGCCCAAUUCGGAUGAGUACUAAGUCGAGAGGUUCUAUUCCGAAUAGUCGUAGUUUGAAUUUGAUAUCAACCAAGACUGUGUCAAGUCAUAUUUUACAGGAUGUAACUAAUGUUGUAAAAUAGUAUAAUGUCUUCUAUUUAAAUGGAGUUGUUCAUUUUCUCACGGUCUUGACAGUAAGGAAACUUCAAAUUACUACGUCUACGUCAAUUACAUUCUUUCUAAAAGGCCUAAGGAUACUGUAAAUAUGAUUGUCCUUUCAUCAUCUUUUGCAAAUAAUGUAAUAAUAUUUAUGCUCCUUUAUUUGAAAAGAAAACCAUGCUUGCUGAAAUAACAUGACAAUAUGUCCGGCAUCAUUUUUUAUUACUGCAUCUAGUAUUCUUCAUUCACUUUAAUUUUUAUUAUUUAUGAAAUUCUUCAGGAAAAUAAUUUAUAAUAGCAUAAAUACUAUUGUUAGCAGCGUCGUCCGUCCACUUUUCAGUGAAGCUUCACCUCACAACGACUGAAAGGGGCAACAGUGGUAGACAGGUAAACAUCCGUAUCAGAAAGCAACCAAUCUAUUCUAAGUAAAUAAUUUCUAAUUUUAUAUAAUAUUAAAGGAUAAUAAGUUCAAACUCACCCAUAAAUUAUUUUUGUUAAGCCAACUUUCAGUUUGGCGCAUGAUUAUAAGUUACGUAGGAUAAAUGGUCCUUACCUAUGCCAGCAAAGUAUAUUCGGCGUGCUCACUAUUCAUAAAGCUUUUUACAACAGAGCAGAGCGGAUUAACCUAUCCUACCAUAUUGGAGAGGAAAUGUUACAUAUGUAUUCAUUAAUAAUGCAUAUAUAUGUGAAUACAAUUAUUAUUGUCCCGACAACAAAAUAGUCCUGGGGUAAUUAAGCCUCGUGAACGUACUUUGGCUGAGAAGUCAUGCACCGGAUUCGAAGCAGCCUUAGU